AUGCCUCCUCUUGUGCCACGCAAACGUUUGCGUGAGUCGCCGCCACCCGGGCAAGGCAGAGCAACAAAAGCAGCGAAAGAGAAGCCUGAUGCAUCGCGGCGCAAAGCAACACUCUACGACGACUUAGACGCAUCCGCGACACCUAAUUCAAAUUCCAUUCUCCAUGGUUUUGAUAACGAUGACGAUGAUGGAAGCUCUUUGACUUCCUUGUCUGAUGAUGAAUUUGAGGACGUUGUGCCACCAAAGAAACCGGGAGGUAACGAUGAUGAUUCUGGAGAUGAUGAGGAUAUCGAAUUUGAGGAUGUUGAAGCACCAGUUGCAAUUUUGCCGGACGCCCCAGUGACCUCCGGAGACCUUGAAUUGACACUCACGCGCGAUACACGGAUUUCACUCACAAACACAUUCGACAGGAAGGGACCCUCAAAACGUGAACGAAAGGUUCGACAUGCCUCGCACUGCGUUCAUGUCAUGCUCCUUAUGUGGCAUAAUGCUUCCCGAAAUUCAUGGCUUUGCGACCCUGAAGUGCAGGCAACUAUGAUUUCUCAUCUAACCCCUAGACUCUGGGAUGAGGUGGACCGAUGGAGGCGCAAUAGUGGCUUUGAAAUGAAGCCGGCACCUAAAAAGCAAACAAAGGAUAACAACAAAUCAAAAGGGAAGGGCAAAAAAGUACCCGAUAGAAAAUCGCGCGACUGGGGAGUUGAGGCCGAGAGAUUAGAGCCAGAUGCUGUCGACAUGAGUCAUGGAGAUCCCUUGUUUCGGCUCAUGCAAACACUCUCUGCUUGGUGGAAACAGCGGUUCCGAAUUACAGCACCGGGGCUUAGGAAAUGGGGAUACAUGUCUCUUGAACGGCUGGAUCGUCUGACAAAGGCACAAAAAACAGAACCCCAUGAUCCGGAGCAGUUCGGCGAGAAGAUCCCAAGUCUAGAAGGGUUGAGAUAUUGUGCCCGAAGCUGUGAGGGUAGCCGAGAUGUAGGUGCCCAACUGUUUACAGCUUUACUUCGCGGACUAGGUCUAGAAGCGCGCAUGGUUGCGAACCUGCCUUGUCUAGGGUUUGGGUGGAAUAAACUUGAAGAGGCCGAGCCGGAAAAGAGCGAAAGUACGAAACAGACAAAGUCAAUUCCAGAUAAGAAGACAAAAACAACGACUAAAACAGCGGCCGCCACAAAGAAGCAAUCCAAUAAAAAGACAACACAGGCUGACAAAAAGACAACACGAAAGGCAAAAUCAAAACCCGAGGUUGUAAGCGACUCGGAGGGUUUGAAGUUUGAAUACAAGGACACUGAUGACGAGUCGGUUGUGGAUAUGGAGGUCACGCCGAGAAAAACAUCAACCAAGAAGUUUGAUACGGAUAUGGAUUUCCCACAUUACUGGACCGAAGUCUUGUCACCAGUCACGAAUAAGUACCUGCCUGUCGAUGCGCUUGUCAAGAAUGUGGUCGGGACGAAUCGAGAUUUGAUAGAGUCUUUGGAACCUCGUGGGGCAAAAGCCGACAAGGCACGUCAAAUAAUGGCGUAUAUCAUUGGAUAUUCGCAAGACGGCACCGCCAAGGACGUCACAAUCAGGUAUCUGAAGCGGAGCAUGCUUCCUGGUCGUACAAAGGGAGUCAGAAUGAUGCCAGAAAAAGUUCCUGUCUACAACCGACACGGGAAGAUUAAGCGAUACGAUCAGUUCGACUGGUUUAAGACUGUAAUAUCAGGAUACCGACGAGGCAGUAGGAAGCAUCCCAUAACUGAGCUCGACGAAGCCGAAGAAGCGACGGAUUUGAAGCCUGCCAAACCAGAAAAGAAGGAGGUGAAGGAAGGCCAAGAGACUUUACAAUACUACAAGCAGUCAAAAGAGUUUGUCCUGGAGCGCCACUUGAAGCGCGAGGAGGCUCUUCAACCUGAAGCGAAACCCGCAAAGAUAUUCAAGAACAAGGGAAAGGGCGGCAAGGUGGAUGAAGAAAACGUUUUCCUACGUAGCGAUGUCCUGAACGUCAAGAGUGCCGAGACUUGGCACAAGCAGGGCCGGGCGCCAAAGCCUGGUGAGCAGCCAUUGAAGAGGGUUCCCUACCGCGCAGCUACCUUGAACCGCAAAAGAGAGAUCUUGGAAGCGGAAGCUGCUACAGGAGAAAAGGUUCUCCAGGGCCUCUACAGUUGGGAGCAAACAGACUGGAUCAUUCCACCACCGAUCAAGGACGGAGUCAUUCCCAAGAACGAAUACGGGAACAUUGACUUGUUUGCCGAACAUAUGUGUCCCAAGGGUGCUGUACAUGUGCCUUUUCGCGGGGCAAUACGAGUUUGCAAAAAGCUUCAAAUCGACUACGCAGAAGCUGUAGUUGACUUUGAAUUUGGCCAUCGCAUGGCUGUUCCCGUCAUCCAGGGCGUCGUCAUCGCCGAAGAGAACCAUGAUAUGGUGAUGGUUGAACUCGAAAAGGAUGAAGCAGAGCGCGCACGAAAAGAAGACGAGAAAAGACGAAAGAAGGCGCUUGCACAAUGGCGUCGUUUCCUUAUGGGUAUGCGCAUAGCGGAACGAAUUAGACAGGAGUACGGAGAGAUCACCGACGACAUAUCUGUGUUUGGGCAUGCCAGGAACUCUGCCCAUUUGAAGAAGCCAGCAUCGGUGCCGGAUGAAGAUAUGGCUGGUGGAUUCCUUCCGGAAGGCUACGAAGAAGUAGAGGAGGAUCAAGAAGCACCGGCGCACUAUACUUCGAGCUUCUUUCCUGCCAUCGACGAAGAUGACGAAGGUGACGAUGGACUCGUGAUGGAGCAUGGUGGGGUAGCUCAACAGGGAAUGACCUCCCCAAUGGACAUUGACAGUAAAGAAGCAGCUUCCCCGAAAUCACAGGAUGACGCAGGGCUGGACCCUGAAUCCAAGGCAAAGCCAGAGCCUGAAAUGGACCAAGACACGGAACAAGAAGAACCCAAUCAUGAAGCAAAAUCCGAGUCAGAGUCCGAACAGCCGCGCACGAGCGCAAGAUCAAGAAAAGGGGGCCCUAAAAAACGAAUAAAAAACGAACAGCAUGCACCUGUACAUGCGACCCGACGAUCGACACGAAGUGGUCGCAAGGUUGUCUCAUAUGAUGAGGAUGCUGUGGAUAAUGACAAUGAGAUAGCAGAUUCUAAUGCUGAAUCUGAGGAAGUCGAGUAG
Molecule: messenger RNA, 3129 nt
Organism: Fusarium poae
Lineage: Eukaryota; Fungi; Ascomycota; Sordariomycetes; Hypocreales; Nectriaceae
Exons: 2
Coding region: 1-3129 (1042 amino acids)
Biological process (GO): mismatch repair; nucleotide-excision repair
Cellular component (GO): XPC complex; nucleotide-excision repair factor 2 complex; cytoplasm
Molecular function (GO): single-stranded DNA binding; damaged DNA binding
Source: RefSeq, a predicted model, not a curated record